Sinocyclocheilus grahami is the source of this 3037-nucleotide messenger RNA. Its product is annotated as NACHT, LRR and PYD domains-containing protein 12-like. The transcript has 12 exons. Gene Ontology annotation, molecular function: protein binding. The record is from RefSeq and is a predicted model, not a curated record. Lineage: Eukaryota; Metazoa; Chordata; Actinopteri; Cypriniformes; Cyprinidae. The coding region runs from base 64 to 2922 and encodes 952 amino acids.
GAGCAUGACAAAAAUAUCCUCAAUAAAAAAUCAGAAAUCCAAUACAUGAAGACUGAAUGAAUCAUGGAGGACAUGCAAUCAUUCAGAGAUGGAGAUUUUUCUCCAGGAUGCAGUCAAUUUCAGGGGGACAGAUCAAACUCAUCAGAGCCCAGCUGUGUGUCCAUGAAGAGUAACCAGUCUAUGGAAGAACCAGUAAAUUUUCAGGGAAGACACACAUCACCUGAUCUGAGUGAGCAGUCUGUGGACACUCCAGGAACAUUUACAGGAAAACACAUGUCAUCUAAUAUGAGUCGUGACUCUCAACUGGUCCAAAGCAGAUUCAAAUCAAAUCUGCUGAGUAAGUUUGAGCAUCUGUAUGAAGGAACAGCGACGCAGGGAAACCCAACUCUCCUGAAUGAGAUCUACACAGAGCUCUACAUCACAGAGAGUGAGAGUGGAGAGAUUAAUAAUGAGCAUGAGGUGAGACAGAUUGAGACACAAUCCAGGAGAGCAGCAACAGAGGACACAGCAAUCAAAUGCAAUGACAUCUUUAGAGCUUUACCUGGACAAGACAAAGCCAUCAGAACUGUGCUGACAAAGGGAGUCGCUGGCAUUGGAAAAACAGUCUCUGUGCAGAAGUUCAUUGUGGACUGGGCUGAAGGGAAAGAGAAUCAGGACGUCCAGCUCAUAUUUCCACUUCCUUUCAGAGAAAUCAACCUGAUGAAGGACAAAACACUCAGUCUUUCUGAUCUUCUUCAUGUAUUUUUCCCUGAAACCAAAGAAAUGGAAAUAUCCAGUGAUAAAUAUAAAGUGCUGUUCAUCUUUGAUGGUCUGGAUGAGUGUCGUCUGUCUCUGGACUUUAAGAGUAAAGUGAAACUGUGUAAUAUAUCUGAAUCAGUCUCAGUGGAUGUGCUGCUGAUGAACCUCAUUGUGGGGAAUCUGCUUCCCUCUGUUCUCAUCUGGAUCACCUCCAGACCAGCAACAGCUGAUCUCGUCCCCUCUGAGUAUGUCCAUCGAGUGACAGAGGUACGAGGCUUCAAUGACCCACAGAAGGAGGAAUACUUAAUGAAGAGGAUCAGUGAUCAGAGUCUGGCCAACAGGAUCAUCUCACACCUGAAGUCAUCAAGGAGCCUCUACAUCAUGUGCCACAUCCCAGUGUUCUGCUGGAUCUCAGCCGCUGUUCUCGAGAAGAUGUUGAGUCCAGCAGAGAGUGGAGAGAUGCCCAAGACUCUCACUCAGAUGUACGAGCUGCUGAUGAACCUCAUUGUGGGGAAUCUGCUUCCCUCUGCUCUCAUCUGGAUCACCUCCAGACCAGCAGCAGCUGAUCUCGUCCCCUCUGAGUGCGUCCAUCGAGUGACAGAGGUACGAGGCUUCAGUGAAUCAGAGUCUGGCCAAUACAAUCAUCUCCAGAUCUUCAGAGAGGAGUUGGGCUUGUUUCAGGGGAAAGUCUUCUGCUUUGUUCAUCUGAGCAUCCAGGAACAUCUAGCAGCUCUAUAUGCACACCUCUCCUUUACAAAGAACUACAUAAAUGUGUUUGACCAAACUGAACAAAGUGUGUUAUCUAAAUUUGUAAACUGGCUUAAAUAUCAUUCAGUAUCUGAGCUGCAUAAGAGAGUCGUAGAUGUAGCUUUACGAAGUAAAAAUGGACAUUUAGACCUUUUCCUGCAUUUUCUUCUGGGUCUCUCAUUGGAGUCCAAUCAGACUCUCUUACGAGAACUAGUGACACAGACAGGAAGCUGCUCCUACAACAAAGAGGAAACAGUUGAGUUCAUCAAACAGAAGAUCAGGGAGAAUCACUCUUCAGAGAGAUCCAUCAAUCUCUUCCACUGUCUGAAUGAACUGGGAGAUGAUUCACUGAUGCAGGAGAUCCAGGAUUAUCUGAGAUCUGGACAAAUAGGAGAAACCAAACUCUCCUCUUCACAGUGGUCAGCUCUGGUUUAUGUGCUGCUGACAUCAGAGCAGAUGAUGGACGAGUUUAAUCUGAAACAGUUUAUUGGAGCCCAAAAUACAGCAGAUGAAGUUCUUCAGAAGCUGCUGCCUGUAAUUAAAGAAUCCAGAUCAGUUCAGUUGAGUGAUUGUGGAGUCACAGAUGAAGGUUGUGCUGCUCUGGCUUCAGCUCUGAGAUCAAACCCCUCACACCUGAGAGAACUGGAUCUGACUGGAAAUAAACUAGAAGCGUCAGGAGUCAAGCUGCUCUCUGAUGGACUGAAGGAUCCUCGCUGUAAACUGGAAACACUGAGGUUGAGGGGUUGUGGAGUCACAGAUGAAGGUUGUGCUGCUCUGGCUUCAGCUCUGAGAUCAAACCCCUCACACCUGAGAGAUCUGAGUCUGUCAUUUAAUAAACUAGGAGCGUCAGGUGUGAAGCUGCUCUCUGAUCUACUGAAGGAUCCUCACUGUAAACUGGAGAAAUUCUGGUUGAGGGAUUGUGGAGUCACAGAUGAAGGUUUUGCUGCUCUGGCUUCAGCUCUGAGAUCAAACCCCUCACACCUGAGAAAACUGGAUCUGUCAUUUAAUAAACUAGGAGCGUCAGGAGUGAAGCUGCUCUCUGAUCUACUGAAGGAUCCUCACUGUAAACUGGAGAUACUCUGGUUGAGUUAUUGUGGAGUCACAGAUGAAGGUUGUGCUGCUCUGGCUUCAGCUCUGAGAUCAAACCCCUCACACCUGAAAUAUCUGCAUCUGUCUGGAAAUAAACUAGGAGCGUCAGGAGUGAAGCUGCUCUCUGAUCUACUGAAGGAUCCUCACUGUAAACUGGAGAAACUCUGGUUGAAGGAUUGUGGAGUCACAGAUGAAAGUUGUGCUGCUCUGGCUUCAGCUCUGAGAUCAAACCCCUCACACCUGAGAUAUCUGAAUCUGUCUGGAAAUAAACUAGGAGCAUCAGGAGUGAAGCUGCUCUCUGAUCUGAAGGACGAUCCACAUUAUAAACUGAAGACGCUUGACUUCUAGAUGUUAGUCUGACCUUCUCUGAUCGCUGAUGGUGAAUAAAGAGCCGCUACAGACAGACAUCACAUUCAACAGAAUCAACAGACACACACCCACAGUGAUCAUCACACACACGUGU